GCCACAAAAAUGCAUCACCUCAACCGCCGCUUCCACCUCCUCCUCAUCCUCAUUGUUUCUCUCGCCCCCUCCCUCUCCCUCACUCUCUCUCUAAACAAAGAAGUCCUCUACCUCCAAAAGGCGAAGCUCAAUUUCGACGAUCCAAAUGCCGCCCUCUCCAAUUGGAACCCCCACGACGAAACCCCAUGCAAAUGGAACGGCGUCGUCUGCGACUCCUCCUCCUCCGUCGUCUCGCUCGAUCUCUCCUCUUCCAGCCUCUCCGGUCCCUUCCCCUCCGUCCUCUGCCGCCUUCAUCGCCUCUCCUCCAUCUCCUUUUACGACAAUUUCAUCAAUUCCACGCUCCCUGACGACGAUCUCGCCGAUUGCCUCGCGCUCCAGCAUCUCGAUCUGGCGCAGAACUACCUCACAGGCGCGCUCCCCCGCCGGAUCUCCGAGCUAACGAGAUUGCGGUAUCUCGAUUUGAGCGGGAACAAUUUCUCCGGCGGAAUUCCGGCGAGCUACGGAACCUUCCAGAAGCUCGAGGUGCUCGCAUUGGUGGAGAAUUUGCUGGAAGGGGUAAUUCCGUCAUUUUUAGGUAAUGUUACGACGCUAAAGAUGUUGAACUUGUCGUACAACCCGUUUUCGCCGGGUCGGAUCCCGCCGGAGAUAGGGAAUCUGACUAAUUUGGAGGUGCUGUGGCUGACACAGACGAGUUUAACCGGCGAGAUUCCUGACUCGCUGGGUCGGCUCGGUAGGCUUGUUGAUUUGGACCUUGCUUACAACGAGUUGUCCGGUUCGAUCCCGCCUUCGCUGACUCAGCUGAGGGCUCUGGUUCAGCUCGAGCUGUAUAACAACUCGUUGAGCGGCAAGUUGCCAAGCGGCGGGUGGUCGAAUAUGACGGGGCUGCGGCGGCUCGACGCGUCGACGAAUGAAUUGACUGGGAGAAUUCCGGUGGAGCUGUGCGAAUUGCCGCUCGAGUCAUUCAAUCUGUAUGAGAACAAUUUGCACGGCGGAUUGCCGGACGUGAUUGCUGAGUCUCCGAAUUUGUAUGAAUUGAAGCUUUUUCGCAACCGGCUGUCGGGGGAGUUGCCUUCCGAUCUCGGUAGAAACUCGGCAUUGUGGUGGAUUGAUGUUUCGACUAACAAUUUUUCAGGACGGAUUCCGGAGAGUUUGUGUUACAACGGCGCUCUCGAAGAGCUGUUGCUGAUUGAGAACUCCUUUUCCGGCGAAAUUCCGGCAAGUCUCGGCGAGUGCCGGAGCUUGCUCCGUGUGAGGUUAGGGCACAAUAAUUUAUCCGGCGACGUACCGGCCGGAUUUUGGGGGCUUCCUCACGUGUCAUUGCUUGAGCUGAUCGGGAACUCGUUUUCCGGCGGAAUUGCGAAAACUAUUGCCGGAGCGUCGAAUUUAUCUCAGUUGAUUCUGUCAGAGAAUAAGUUUUCAGGCAAUCUGCCGGAGGAGAUAGCAUUUCUGGAAAACCUAUUGGAGAUUUCCGGCAACGACAACGAGUUCUCCGGUACGUUGCCUGUCAGCGUGGUGAAUCUCAGGCAAUUAGUGAAGCUCGAUCUUCACAACAAUGCGUUUUCCGGUGGAUUUCCUAUCGGCAUUGAUUCAUGGAAGAAGCUAAAUGAGCUGAAUUUAGCAGACAAUCAAUUUCAUGGUGAAAUCCCGGGCAAAAUUGGGGAAUUAUCCGUUCUAAACUAUCUGGAUUUAUCGAGAAACAAAUUUUCCGGCGAAAUCCCUGUUUCAUUGCAGAAUCUGAAGCUGAAUCGUUUCAAUUUCUCGUAUAAUAAUCUCAGCGGCCACAUUCCUUCAGAUUACGCCAAAGCCAUGUACAAAGACAGCUUUAUUGGAAAUCCGGGUUUGUGCGGAGAAAUCCAAGGAUUAUGCAACAGCGAAGAUAUAAAAAACAAGGGCUACAUUUGGUUUAUCAAAACACUAUUUGUUCUAGUUGGAAUUCUACUCAUAUUUGGCGUAGUUUGGUUCUAUAUCAAAUACAAGAAAUUCAACGAUGUCAAGACAAAUCUCGAAAGUUCAAAAUGGACGUUGAUGUCUUUCCACAAGCUGGGAUUCAGCGAGAGUGAGAUAUUGGAAGCUCUGGAUGAAGACAGCGUGAUCGGGACAGGGGCGUCGGGGAAGGUCUACAAGGUGGUGCUGAGCAACGGCGAGGCCGUGGCUGUGAAGCGGCUGUGGGGACCGUCAAAGGCCGGCGACGACAUCGAGAGAGGGAGCAUUAGGGAUGAUGGUUUUGAUGCAGAGGUAGAGACUUUGGGGAAGAUCAGGCAUAAGAAUAUAGUGAAAUUGUGGUGCUGUUGCACUACAAGAGAUAGUAAACUCUUGGUUUAUGAGUACAUGCCUAAUGGAAGUUUAGGCGAUUUGUUGCACAGCACAAAGAGUGGGUUGUUAGAUUGGCCGAUCAGGUUUAAGAUCGCCGUGGAUGCCGCUGAGGGGCUGUCAUACUUGCACCAUGACUGCGUCCCUCCGAUCGUCCACCGUGACGUGAAGUCGAACAACAUAUUGCUCGACUCCGAGUAUGGAGCUAGGGUUGCUGAUUUCGGCCUGGCCAAGGUGGUGGAUGUUGCUAGUGGCAAGGGCACCAAGUCGAUGUCUGUCAUCGCCGGUUCGUGUGGCUACAUCGCCCCUGAGUACGCUUACACGCUUCGAGUGAAUGAGAAGAGCGACGUCUACAGCUUUGGCGUAGUGAUUCUUGAAUUGGUGACCGGGAGACUCCCUGUGGAUCCCGAGUUUGGUGAGAAGGAUCUGGUGAAUUGGGUGUGUUGGAUGUUAGAUCAGAAGGGGGUCCUCAGUGUGAUCGACCCAAAACUCAACUCUGGCUACACAGAUGACAUCUGCAGACUGCUCAACUUGGGGCUGCUCUGCACAAGCCUGCUCCCGACAAAACGGCCCUCCAUGAGGCACGUGGUGCAGAUGAUGCAGGAGAUCGGGUGUAGGAGCCUCCACAAGAACGUUGUUAAACAAGUGAACUGACGCCCUAUUACUGAGGAGAUGGCUCGAAUCAUGGCAAUGUGACAUGAUGGAUUGGGAUUAGAUUUAAUUGCUAUAUACAUCUUGCAACUAUUUUUUUUCAAUAUUGAGAAGUAUAGAGCCAAGAGAUCAUACUAGUUGUGACUGAAUCGUGCUUUAUAUUCUUUGCCACUUAAAAUUCACUGUUAAUUGGCAGUGACAGUGAGAGCUAUACCAAACCAAGGUGAUAUUAUAUUUCA
Messenger RNA from Salvia hispanica, 3200 nucleotides. RefSeq names its product receptor-like protein kinase HSL1. The record is from RefSeq and is a predicted model, not a curated record. Gene Ontology annotation, biological process: protein phosphorylation. Gene Ontology annotation, molecular function: ATP binding; protein kinase activity; protein binding. NCBI's taxonomy places the organism in Eukaryota, Viridiplantae, Streptophyta, Magnoliopsida, Lamiales, Lamiaceae.